This is a messenger RNA of Aureococcus anophagefferens, 930 nucleotides long. RefSeq lists its product as hypothetical. Gene Ontology annotation, cellular component: ciliary membrane; ciliary transition zone. The record is from RefSeq and is a predicted model, not a curated record. Gene Ontology annotation, biological process: regulation of protein localization; cilium assembly. Lineage: Eukaryota; Pelagophyceae; Pelagomonadales; Pelagomonadaceae. The annotation marks the transcript as partial. The transcript has a single exon.
GAGGUCUAUCACGAGCCGCUGGCGCGGCGCUACUACGCGUCGCGCUUCUCCUGCGCCUACUUCUUCUUCCUCCUCGUCGGGCUCGUGGCCAUCGUCGUGCCCUUCUUCCUCGCCUACACGAACGUGCCCUCGUUCUGGCUGAAGACGAACACGUACCGCGAGCAGCCCAAGGUCGCCUUCCAGUACAAGGUGCUGGGGAACCUCCAGGGCGUCGACGCCGACGGCCGGAAUUUCCAGAUCGUCUUCUCGUCCAUGGCCGACGUCGAGAACCUCUACAGCGGCGAGCUCCGCGUGCCGACGCUGCGGUCCAUCGAGCUCGACCUCAACCGCGACGGCAUGGCGGACCAGUUCCACCUCACGGCGCUGAUCCCGCUGCGGAAGGGCGAGCGCGUCCUCCACGCGGACCUCGUCACCUUCUACGACGUCAAGCUCCGGCGCCGCGCGCGCGUCCACAUGGACGCGCUCGCGUACUCGUCCGGCGGCGGCGGCGGCAUGGCGGGCAAGGCGCUCUACGUCGACGGCGACGUGGGCCUGCGCCAGCGCUGGCCCUUCCGCGCCAAGGGCGGCUACUACCUGCCCUACACGAAGUACCCGCUCCUCGACCCCACGGACCACGAGCUCACGCUCGAGGAGACGCUCAUGCCGAACAUCUUCUACGGCUACCGCAACCGGAACAACACCAUGGACUACCACGAGCUCUACAAGGUCUGGUCGCCGGCGCCGCCGCCCAUCGACGGGCCCUUCGGCGUCCGCGAGGAGUUCAACUUCACGAUGGUCAUGCGCAUCCCGGAGAUGGAGAUCCUGUACACGCCGACGGCGAGCGAGGUGCUCAAGGACGCGUGGAUCAAGUACCUCGCCCUCUUUGUGGUUGUCAAGUACCUCCUCGAAAAGCUCUGCGCCUUCGUCUUCUACAACCAGCUCGUCGACACG